Molecule: messenger RNA, 1721 nt
Organism: Danaus plexippus (monarch butterfly)
Lineage: Eukaryota; Metazoa; Arthropoda; Insecta; Lepidoptera; Nymphalidae
Exons: 6
Coding region: 224-1489 (421 amino acids)
Source: RefSeq, a predicted model, not a curated record
AGUGGCACAGAGCACAGAGACAGCUAUCGUGUCUGAAAAUCAGACUAUCUAUCGUUUUAAAAUACAAAUAGUAAUCGCUCUAUUUUAUCAGUACUUAUCAUUCAUACAAAUUAAGGAAAUUUCUUACAAUUAAUGAAUUCACAACACGAAUCACGCUAUUGUAAUUAACAGGAAAUUCCAAACAUUUUCCAGUUCCAGUUACAAAGUAAAAAAAAUCCCGAGUAUGGACUUGACAGUGGAUGAGUUUAUAGAAGGUUUGUUUAGCGAUGAAGCUCACGAAAGGUCAUCUGAUAAUAUCUCACCGGAGGAUUUCGAGUUCAAACUGCCUGAAUGGUUUGAUGAGAAAAAAUAUAAGCAGGGGCAGAGAUUUUAUCGGGACUAUUCAUUUAUGUUAUCAUUGUCUUUAAUGCCUGGCUUAGUUAGUGUAUUCGCUAUUCCAUCCAUUUUGAAAGUCCUCUGCGGAAGCCGACGUUCCAACUCGAGGUUUACCGCUUACAGGCGAUACAUUUCAACAUUUUCGCAUAUAUUCACGUGGUAUACUAAAGAGCUGAAGCCGGGAUCCUUGUCGUGGAAAUCCUUACAAACUGUAAGAAUCAGACAUUUUCGUGCUAGUCGUGCAGCAAAGAUGAAAGGACAAGGUAUUGUGUCACAGAGGGAUAUGGCUUUGACUUUGUUUGGGUUUAUUGGCUUCGUCAUAUUGAAGCCAGAUAUAUUUACUGUGACGCAAUUAGAAGUAGGAGAUUGGGAAGCUUUCAAUCAUAUGUUAGGAGUUAUCGCGCAUAUGAUAGGUUUGGAAGAUAGGUAUAAUAUUUGCCGAGCGACGGUUCAAGAGACUAGGGAAGUCUGUAAGCAAAUAUUGGAUCGCGUUUUCACACCUUGUUUGGACAAUGUGCCAGAAUAUUUUGAACACAUGUCGCGUGUAAUGAUCGAAGGUUUGAACGCUUCUCUCACUCCCUUAGAAUCCAAUUCAUUGAUAUACAAGGCCAAGUAUCUAGCCAAUGUCCCUGGGUACAUCACUACCGAGGAAGAGAGGAUCGCUUUACAAGAGAGGAUCAAAAAGUGUUUGAGGGGAAGAUCACUCGAUGAAGGUGUUGAUUCCAGCAUGUUAAUAGAAAAGUCAGCUAUAGAUGGUCUUACGAAGAACACGAAGAGGAUCCUGUAUUACCACGAUUACGAUACUUUGGAGUCAGCGCCAACAUACAAAAGCUUACCUUUUGUCGCCAAAUGGAAGCUUACUUUACUUGACAUUCUAAGGGAGAUCCACUCUUUAUAUAUAGGGCGCAUUUUUCUUAACUUUUACAUUAAGUGCUUAUUAUUCCUCGCUUUUUAUUUCCCGUAUAUCGCUAUAUGGAGAUAUGGAAUGCAGUAUUACGUGGACAUGUUCAAAGACAGCCCCGUCGAUGAUACAGAAUUGAUCCCAAAUUCUGAAUAUAAUAAGCCCCAGCCUCCAGAGCCCUGGUACAAAGUACUAUACGGCAUUUUCUGGUAGCGGUAUAAGUUCAAAGUACCUUCAUAUAAGUUUUAAAAAUCACUUUAUUCUCUUAGUAUAAUUAAUAAUAAUUUCGGGUAUAAAUGGAUGUAUAUAAUAUAUAUAUGUUUUAAUAAUACAAUAAGCGAAUUUGUUUAAUAAAGAAUAAGAAGAUUAUGAUUAUUUUAUUAUAAGUUUAAAGUUUAUGGAAUAUUACAUUUUUUAAUACAAUAAAGAAUACUUGACGAGAAAA